This is a messenger RNA of Antechinus flavipes (yellow-footed antechinus), 2362 nucleotides long. RefSeq names its product transmembrane epididymal protein 1 (gene TEDDM1). The record is from RefSeq and is a predicted model, not a curated record. The coding region runs from base 1 to 1161 and encodes 386 amino acids. The transcript has a single exon. NCBI's taxonomy places the organism in Eukaryota, Metazoa, Chordata, Mammalia, Dasyuromorphia, Dasyuridae.
AUGGAUCAGAUCAGAUAUGGGAGGUCACAGGACGGGGUACAAGACAUUUUUUCAGCAGAGCUUGGUGUUCCAGAGUACACAGAGAGAAAGACCUGUCAGACCCUGGCUCACCCUCCAAGGCUUUAUCUGCCUGCCAAGUAUAAGCAGCAAGGGGUAAAGGUGGGUGUGGUCUGCAAAAAUAGCCAGCCACCUGUUCUUCACAGGUUCAGAUGCUCUGAUUCCUCUGAGAGAAUGGCCACCCUUGAGCCCAACUUUUCAGAGUCCCCAGUCAUCGUGAUGCUGGGUGACUUUGGUGGCCAUAUGAUCGCAGGUCUUUCCAUCUUCAUCUUUGGAAUCUACCAAGCAUUGCUGACGUCUCUGGCCCUGCUCAGGGACCCGUUUUCCCCAGAACUUCCCAGAAGCCAAAAGAGAUGGGGCUGGCUCCUCCGGCUGCCCCUUGAUGGGCUGCUGAAGGUGCUUUUGGGGCUCACCUGCUUCCUGCGCGAGCUCCUAAGUCUUCACCACAUCAUGAUUCUGCUGAGACCCGAUGACCCACAAUUUACGUUAAUCUUCCCCAUCACAUGGCAGCAUCUCACCAUGUUCAUCGCUUUCGUCUUGAGUGGACUUGUGGAUCUGGUAAGCCAAGUUUGCCUAGCAAAGAGGCGACGGGGUCUGGAGCUGGGGGCCCAGGUCUUGGCCACCCUCGUAUUGGCCUCCAUGAUGUCCUGCCACAUCCUGCAUAAGGAAGGGCUGAAGAGACAAAGUCACAUCCUGCUCCUGUUUUCCAUCUCCCUUCUUGUCUUGACCAUGACCAUAGAACUCUGGGUUCCCAAUCAAGCCCAGCUUUGGCUCAUCAAGUCCUGGCUUUUCCUGGUGACUGGUUCGUGGCUGAUGCACUUAGCCUACAUUCACUUUCACCCCUCCACUGCCCAUUUAUGGUAUUACCAUGUCAAAGAAAGCGUCAUGUUCCUCACCAUCUUCUUCUGCUGGCACAUGAUAGUGGAUGCCUUGGUCCUGGGAGUGAUCUAUACCUUCUCCACCCUCGGGCGUCAGUACUGUGGCCCGGAACCAGACCCCGAUGGGAACAAUGAGACUGAGUAUUACCUGUGCCGUCCUGAAUCUCCAGAUGAGGAGCUACAAGAAGUUCACAUCCAGAGCACCCCCUUUUUGCAGAGUCCUUGAAACCUCGAGGUCAACGAGUGACUUGGAUUCCUUCAUGCUUCCCUUUUCCCCUGGCUUCUCCUCAGCCCGUGUGUUUCUCUCCCUCACGGGUUCCCAAGUAAGGGUAGCAAUCCUUCCUAUCUAUCCCACACUUGCCUGGAGGUGGUGGGGUGGGAGUGGGGGUGGUGAGCUAAGAGGAGGGAGGAAUGCAGGACAGAUUGGAAGAAGGGGAAGUAAAGGAGAAUUUUAGAUUGACCUUUAUACUCUUCCCCCCAAAAAGGCAUUCCUUGUAUGAUUCCAUUUUUAUUCCUUGAUGAUUCAGGCCAGGCUAAACCUGAAUGUCCAGUUAAUAUUAGAAUUCCUAGAUCUUGUCUCUGUAUUUUUCAUAUAAUACCCUAAUGCCCAUUUCUUUCCUUCAUCAUGUUCUUCAAGCAAAAGUCACUUCUAAAAAUGUUUUUCUAAUGAACUUCACUCCAAACUGUUACUCCUGGAUUCUAUCUUUUUUCAGCACCACAAAUGGUCCAUAUUCUUAUUUUGCCCUUUGCUGAUAACUUACAAUUACUUCCUUCCUGAAUACAGCUUUUCAAUUAGAUUUUAGGUUCAAGGGAAAGGAUGCUCUGUGUUAACCAAUAGCACCUUAAAGAGAGUUUUUUCUCCCCACAGUUAGUAUUUAACAAAUGCCUAUUAAUAUUUCCUCACCCCUAGGUUUCCCUAUAUAAAGAAAAUCUGUAGUACUCUUUCCUAAGUCUGUCCCACGCCGUCAUUCUACCCCAGUAUUAUCACAACUGAGUCAAUUCCCAAAGAAAAGGCAAUUUAUCUAAGUGAUCUUUGUCAGCCUUUACUUCUAAAGUGUCACAAAACCAUCUGAUCCAAGAUCUGAGCCAGAUGAUCCAGAUCUGAUGUCUGGACCAUCACCAAAUCCUCAGGGGAACAGAAGGUGAAGAAUGAAAAAGAAACAGUCUUGCAGAGACUUGAAACAAAUCUAUAGCAUAAUAAAAGUUUCCUGGAUCCUUGCAAAGAGUGUUUUUGUGCUCUCUCCUCAAAUACCUGAGAUUGGGGUCAAAUGAAGAUUAUCAAUGAGACUCCCCCUAAUUCUCCUAAUUGUUUAUGAAUUUUUGGCCAACUAAUCUGCACUUUCUCAUCUAUAAAAUGAGAUGAAUGAUUCUUUGAUUUUCUUCAGCAUUUUUAUGAGAAUUCAAUAAAGUGUUGGAUGUAAAAACAA